Anoplophora glabripennis (Asian longhorned beetle) is the source of this 2533-nucleotide messenger RNA. Its product is annotated as EH domain-containing protein 1-like. The transcript has 3 exons. Gene Ontology annotation, molecular function: calcium ion binding; cadherin binding; GTP binding. Bases 112 to 1743 code for a protein of 543 amino acids. Lineage: Eukaryota; Metazoa; Arthropoda; Insecta; Coleoptera; Cerambycidae. Gene Ontology annotation, biological process: cilium assembly; protein localization to plasma membrane; endocytosis. The record is from RefSeq and is a predicted model, not a curated record. Gene Ontology annotation, cellular component: plasma membrane; early endosome; recycling endosome membrane.
UUUCCUAUCAUUCCGUCAAAGAUAUGUCACUUUUGUCAGUGCGUCCGUGGAAGUGGAAGUAUAUUUUCAGGGUUGUUUAUAAGGUGGAUAGUGACGAAAAAAAGUGCGAAAAUGUUUAGCUGGCUAUCCAAGGACAAUAACAAACAAGAAAUAUAUCAAAAUGUGGUCGAGGGCCUCAAGCAGAUUUACAAACACAAACUCCUACCUCUGGAGGAACAUUAUCAAUUCCAUGACUUUCAUUCCCCCAAGCUGGAAGACUCCGAUUUUGACGCAAAUCCCAUGAUAUUACUGGUUGGGCAAUACUCCACUGGCAAGACAACUUUCAUAAAAUAUUUGCUGGAAAGGGAGUUUCCGGGUAUUCGAAUUGGACCAGAGCCUACGACAGAUAGAUUCAUCGCAGUGAUGUAUGAUGAGAAAGAAGGUAUGAUACCUGGUAAUGCUCUUGUUGUAGAUCCAAAAAGGCAAUUUAGACCUCUGUCAAAAUUUGGUAACGCUUUUUUAAAUCGUCUGCAAUGUUCCUUAGUGAACUCUCCAGUAUUACAGAAUAUUUCGAUUAUAGACACCCCUGGUAUUUUAUCCGGUGAAAAACAAAGGGUUGAUAGAGGUUAUGACUUUACUGGGGUUUUAGAAUGGUUCGCCGAGAGGGUUGAUAGAAUAAUUUUGUUGUUCGAUGCCCAUAAACUGGAUAUUUCGGAUGAAUUCCGAAGGUCAAUCGAAGCUUUACGAGGGCACGAUGAUAAGAUUCGCAUUGUUCUUAAUAAAGCCGAUAUGAUAGACCACCAACAACUUAUGAGAGUUUACGGGGCUCUUAUGUGGUCGCUAGGUAAAGUGUUGCAAACUCCAGAAGUUGCUCGAGUGUACAUUGGUUCCUUCUGGGACCAACCUUUGCGCUACGAUGUUAACCGAAGACUUUUUGAAGACGAGGAACAAGACUUAUUCAAAGACUUACAGUCUUUGCCUAGAAAUGCCGCACUGAGAAAGCUUAAUGAUUUAAUAAAAAGAGCGAGGUUAGCAAAAGUACAUGCUUACAUAAUAGCUGAAUUAAGGAAAGAGAUGCCAUCUGUAUUUGGAAAAGAUUCCAAAAAGAAGGAAUUGAUUAAGAAUCUUGGACAUAUUUAUGACAAGCUUCAAAGGGAACAUCAGAUUUCUCCCGGGGAUUUUCCUGAGAUUAAGAAAAUGCAAGAGGUUUUGGCUAAUCUGGACUUCAGCAAAUUUAAUCCUCUGAAGCCAAAAUUGUUAGAUAUUGUCGAUCGAAUGUUAGCUGAUGAUAUUUCUAUUUUAAUGGCUAAAAUUCCAAUGGAAGACAGGGCCACGAAUAACGGAGACGUACAGGGAGGUGCAUUUACUAACGUCGAAGACACUGUUUCACCGUUCGGUUACAAGAGGGGUGAAGGUAUCGAUGCAGGCGCAGGGGAACUAGAUUGGAUAGUUAGUAGAGAAAAACCAAAGUAUGAUGACAUCUUCAAAAGUCUAAAUCCUACCGAUGGCAAAGUCACUGGAAUGGGCCUGAUAACAGAGACACAAGCAAAUGGCAGUAACAUGACUGCCAAGUCGGAGAUGGUGAAGUCCAAACUUCCGAACUCAGUUCUGAGUAAAGUAUGGAAACUGGCAGAUGUCGAUAAAGAUGGUAUGUUAGACGAGGAUGAAUUCGCCCUAGCCAUGCAUUUGAUCAAUAUUAAAAUCGAUGGUAACGACUUACCAUCAGAACUACCAUCACAUUUAGUGCCACCAUCAAAGCGUUGAUUAUUUUAUUAUAUUUACCAUCCACAAGUGCUAUUUAUUAUUAGAUUUGUGCCUGUUAUGUCAACUAUGUACAAACACAUUUUACUGCUUAUUUUAGUCGGUCUCAAAAAAUUCUACUGCCGAGUUUAUCGCCAUAUAAAAGUCAAAAUAUCUUUAGCCGCCGCGACACUGGGAAUUACUUUCUGCAACAGUAUUAACAGGUAACAAGUAGUUGUCGAAUUUUUUCAUAUUCACAUCUCAUCGCUUUAGUUGAGUUUAUAUUUUUUUCAGGAAUUUAUGUUACGUUACUUUAUUUAUAUAAAUUAUUGUAUGGUUAACGUGGUGGAAAACACAAACAGUUUCAUUUGUGAUCCUACUACUUCCCUUCCAAUACCAAAAAUUUUAUUUUUGCAAUAUUAGAUUUAGAGGUAAUUUAAGAUAUGACCAUUUUUAAGUAAUAUCCACGGCUAACUACUAUUUAAUAUUAAAAAAUGUGAUAAAUAAAAAUCGUACUAUGUAUAUUUGUAUUAUAACAUUGUAGAUAAAUAAUUUUGGUAUAAUAAUUGGCUUUUGGGUCGAAACCCUGCAAACUGCCCUAAUACAGUGAAUUUAAAUUAUUCAAAAGUCUUAAUAUAUUUUUUAUAUUUUAUUUCAGUGGACUGUAUUUAGUUACUAGGCACUUGUAGGAAAUAAUUAAAUAGAUUUGUUAUUACAUAUUAUAUAUAUAUUAUUCGUUCUCUCGUUCCAUAUUGCCCAUGUUCUUUGGAUUUUUUAAAUGUUUCUUUCAUAUUUAAUAAAACUUUGUAACUUA